AUGAGUUGCAAACUGCUGACGCGUUUUUUUUUUUGUACACCAGGCAUCAACGAGUGUGCAAGCAACCCCUGUCAACACGGUUCCACCUGUGUGGACGCCGUGAACUGGUACAGGUGUUACUGUGCGGACGGUUGGACGGGCGAUAACUGUGCACAGGAUAUCAAUGAAUGCAGCCAGAACCCUUGUCAGAACGGAGGAGUUUGUACCAACACUCCCGGGAGCUACUCGUGUACCUGCCCUGCCGGCUUCAGUGGAGCGAACUGUGAAGCAACUGUUUUAGAGGGAACGAACAUCGUGACGUGCGACUUCGACACGGACUACUGCGGCUGGCAGUUCGGGGAAGAUAACCAGCUGAGUGUGUCCAGAGAACAGUCAGACGGCUGUGGUCGGUACGGACCGUCAGGCGACCACACUCAAGGAGACGGGUCGGGCUGGUACCUGUGCAUGCAGAGCAGCUCCAGCGAUCCCCAAGACAGCACCGCCCGACUAAUCAGCCCCUGGUUCUACGACACCUCUCCGAGAACUCUCAGUUUCUGGUAUCUGUCCAAGUAUUUCACCUCGAACACCAUCCUGAACGUGUAUCUGCAUGUAGACGGUGUCGUUUCUGACGUUCCUGCGCUGACCAUCAAUCGACGAGCCACAGAAUGGACGUUCGUAGAGGUCAAUGUAACAAGGACGCAGUUUUUCCGGGUUUUGAUAGAAGCUGUCAAGCCAGGUUUUGCGCGUCCACAAGUCGGAAUAGAUGAUGUGGAAAUUUCAUCAGUCGACUUGGAUGACUGCGCCAGCGGUCCAUGUAAGAACGGGGCCGUGUGUGAAGAUUUGCUCUUCGAUUUCAACUGUGUGUGCGCGCCAGGAUGGGACGGUCCGACUUGUGAGACAAAUGUAAACGAAUGCGCCAGCAGCCCAUGUCAGCAUAAUGGGCAGUGUCGGGACGGCGUCAACGGCUACACGUGCUCCUGUACUCCAGCUUGGACUGGCAACAACUGCGAAUUUGCGGCAUCGCAGGCAGCCUGUGCAGCUUACCCCUGUCAGAACGGCGGAGUCUGCACGGCGAGCGGAAACUCCUACAGCUGUCAGUGCACCGCCGGGUGGGGAGGGCAGAACUGUGACCAAGACGUGAAUGAGUGUUUGAGCUCCCCCUGUCAAAAUGGCGGGCUUUGCACGGAUAUCUUCAACGGCUACAACUGCACAUGCGCGGCUGGAUACACGGGAAGCAGGUGUGAAACAGACAUUGAUGACUGUGCCAGCGGCCCCUGUACUAAUGGAGGGACCUGCAGUGAUGGAGUCAACACCUUCUCCUGCUCGUGCCCUGCCGGAUUCACGGGGAUCGACUGUAGCGAAGACUUCGACGACUGUCUGAGCAAUCCAUGUCAGAAUGGCGGAGUUUGCCAGGACGGCCUGGGGCAGUACAGUUGCACCUGUCCGUCUGGCUGGCACGGCACACAAUGCGAACUAGACAAUGACGCUUGUGCGUCGUAUCCGUGUAGAAACGGAGGGACGUGUAACGACGGGCCGACUGGAUACGUCUGUGCGUGUGCUCCAGGGUGGGCCGGGACGGACUGCGAACGGGAAAUUAACGAGUGUGAAACGAACCCGUGUUACAACGGCGCCGUGUGUAUCGACCAAGUGAACGGAUUCUACUGCAACUGUACCGAGGGAUGGGAGGGCUUCGACUGCCUCACUGAUAUAAAUGAGUGCCUGAGCCAGCCGUGCAUGUUUGGUGGAGCUUGCACAAACGGAGUGAACGGCGUUUACACAUGCAGCUGUCAGCCAGGAUAUCAGGGACAAGACUGUGAGCAGGUGCUGCUGUACUCUGAGGCCUCCUACAGCUGUGACUUCGACACGGACCUGUGCAGCUGGGAGCAGGACCAGCAGACCGACCAGCAGGACUUCCUGUGGAACAGCGGGAAGUGCGGCACAUGGGGACCGAACGAAGCACAUGUACCAGGUGGCCAUUACCUGUGUAUGGACACCGCUCACAGCCUGGCUCAGAACGCUGUGGCCAGGCUGAUCAGUCCCGUGUUCGUCCCCCAAGUGCACAUCAACAGGGUGCUGCGGUUCUGGUACUACAAGAACGUGCUCGGGAACUCGGGAUUCCGGGUCUACCUGAUGCUGAACGGGAAUCUGGACCCGAACCCGGUCUGGGAGGAGAACAGCAGGGGGAACGACUGGAGGAUGGCAGAAAUCAACAUCGAUGGAAGGAGUCAAUUCCAGGUCGUCUUGGAGGGAUUCAGAAGUGGAGGCAACCUGCUGGAUCUUGCCAUUGAUGAUGUUACUAUUGUUGAUCCAGAUCAGAAUGAGUGCAGCAGCAACCCCUGCAUGAACAACGGAGUCUGUAACGACGCUUUAUUCUCCUACACCUGUGCCUGUCGGCCACAAUGGGUGGGGGCACACUGUUCUUACGACUCGGUCGUGUGUGCCAACUCGCCUUGUCAGAAUGGAGGAACAUGUGUGCCAAGCGGUGGUAGCUUUACCUGCCGCUGUUUGGCCGGAUGGUCUGGACAAAACUGCCAAAUAGACACAAACGAGUGUUCAAGCAACCCGUGUGUGCACGGCCAGUGUAUUGAUGUAGUCAAUGGCUACAACUGUGACUGUGAGCCCGGGUGGAUCGGUACUCGUUGUAACCAAGAUAUUGACGAGUGUGCCAGCGGUCCGUGCCAGAAUGGUGGCGUGUGCACAGACCAGGUCAACGGUUACGUGUGCAGCUGUACCUCAGGGUUUACUGGUACAAACUGCGACCUGAUCGAAAUUACCAUCGCUCCACAAACUCCCUACCGCUGCGACUUCGACACGAACAACUGUGGAUUCGUACAAGCGACGGACGACGACGCAGACUUCGUCAGACUGACGGGGAAGUGUGGCAACUAUGGCGCACCUGCUGAUCACACUACAGGUCAGAACGGUUACUACAUGUGCUUGGAGAGCACCCUAACUCCCAACACCAUGGCAGCCAUGUACAGCCCGACUUUUGUCACAACUUCCCCGAGGAAACUACGAUUCUGGUUCUACAAGAACACGAUCGGAGACUCGUUCAUGGAGCUGACCGUCACGACCCACGGUAGUACCGGUCAGCCGAACAACGUUGUCUGGACGGCAGACGACAGAUCAUCCGACUGGAGGAUGGCUGAGCUUGAUAUACCGGCCGGACGGUUCGAGCUUACCUUUAGAGGAGUGAAGAAUGGAUACAGGAGUACAGAUUUUGGCUUCGAUGACAUACAGAUCCUCGAUCCAAAUACAAAUGAAUGCGCCAGUUUGCCUUGUCAGAAUGGAGGAAUCUGCACAGACGGGGACUUCACCUUCACUUGUACCUGUAGGCCACCGUACACUGGAGCUCUCUGCGAAACUGACCAUGAUUACUGCUCGAGUCAACCAUGCAGUAAUGGCGGGACGUGUCUAGAUUUACAAGAUGGACAUUCAUGUAUCUGCCCGGUAGGAUUUGGUGGAGACGACUGCACAAGAUAUGUUGACGACUGCUUGAGCAACCCUUGUCAGAACGGCGGGUCCUGUGUGGACAUGGUCCACGCGUACAUGUGCCGCUGCCUCGGCGGAUGGACAGGAAUAAACUGUGACGAAGUGUACGGUGCGAUCGACUUUGAACGUGAGCUGCAGUUCUACGGUUACAUACAGAGCAGUGAUGACGAUUUUGACUGGACAAUUGAGUCAGGAAAUACUGCAUCAUCACUGACCGGGCCAGACAGUGACCACACCACUGGAUAUGGUCAGUACGCUCACAUCGAAGCCACCGGGCACGGCGGGGGUCAGAAGGCCCGCCUGUCGGGGCCCAUCAUGCCCAUCACCAGCGGGACGUGCCUCCAGUUCUACUACCACAUGUACGGCCCCUCCAUGGGCACGCUGAACGUGUACACCCGCCACAUCGGACACGGCCUGGAGCAGCCCGUCUGGAGCCUCACCGGGGACCAGGGCAACCAGUGGAGGAUGGCGGAGGUGGAGAUCGUGGACAACAGAGCAUACGAGAUUGUUUUCGAAGGUGUUACAGAUGGAGUUUUGUCGGAUGCGGCGAUAGAUGACGUCACUGUUUACAACGGAGCUUGUCAGUCAGGAAGCGAAUAUGACGAUUGUGCGAGCAACCCUUGUCGCAACAGUGGUACGUGUCAGGACGGGGUAAACAGCUACACAUGUCGCUGCCCACCUGGCUGGUAUGGGACCCACUGUGAAUUAGAUAACGCGGCUUGUAGCAGCUACCCCUGUCAAAAUGGCGGCGUGUGUUCCGGUGGAAAUUUUGACAACUACGUCUGUAGGUGCCAAAGGGGCUGGACGGGAGACAACUGUGAUGUCGACGUAGACGAGUGUUCUUCGAGUUCAAGUCUUUAUUGCCAAAACGGAGCGACAUGUGAAAACCUUCAAGGGUCCUACACAUGCCACUGUGCGUCAGGCUGGAUAGGGAACAACUGCGAAACCAACGUUUGCACGAACAAUCCGUGCACGAAUGGCGGGACGUGCCAGGUCGCCCAGAACGCCGUGCAGGGAUUCCUGUGUCUGUGCCAGCCCGGAUUCGAUGGAUCAACGUGUAGCCACAUCUCAGUAACCCACGACAGACCUGUUUCGUGUAACCUGGAAGUUGACGACUGUGGCUGGGAGAACACGGUGGUCACCACGGAUGACCUCGACUGGUUCCGAACGCAGGGUGGCAACUGUGGCUCCAGCGGACCCGCACAGGACCACACCACUGGGCAAGCAUCCGGUACUUUCUUCUGCGUCGUGCCGCCAAGGGGAGUCUUCGAUGACAAAGUCGCGCAGCUCUGGAGUCCCUCGUACACCAGUAACACUUUCACCAUCAAAACGUUCACGUUCUGGUACUACUCCACCAGUGUGGACGUCCUGAACGUGUUCCUGGUUGUUGACGAGGUGAUCGGGACGUUACUGUGGAGCGGGAGUUUCGCACGAGACACCAGAGCUGCUCAGUGGAGAGACGUGCAGGUCAAUGUGUCAGCCAGUCAGGACUUUAGAAUCGCCAUUGAAGCCCACACCAGAGGCCGUUCAACCCCCAUUGCCUUAGACGACAUCACGAUCUCCGACACAGGCAUAUCCUACACACCAGGGAGGACCACGUUACCACCCGGCACCACAACAACGACAACAAGGCCCACACCUCCUGUGACUGCAACAGACCAACCCAGACCAACGUAUCCAACAUCAACAACGCCCAAACAAGAAGAUACCGACAACGGUGGCUCGUCUCCACUUGUGGGCAUCAUCGCCGGCGUCAGUGUGGGCGCCCUGGCUCUUAUAGCCAUUAUCAUAGGAAUCGUUUUCUACAUAAGAAGGAGAAACGCCGCCGGCCAGGGAGGCGGCGGUCUGAGAGAGAAGGAAGACAUCGGGAUGAAGGAAAUCGGGAAAGGCGGAAAUGACUAUGUCGCAUUUGACGAAGACGGCACCGGAAAUGGUCAGGCGGGGAUAGACAAUCCGUUGUACAUCGACCACCCGCUGUUCAAUGCUUUAAAGCUGGGGAAAACAGGUGACGAUUCAGAAACUUAACUAGAGCUUCUGACUCGAAUCAUCUUUAGAUAUUUUCCAAUCUCAUGAUCAUCGGGAAAGAUAUUGGAACGAAGAUGCUGACCAACCUUGACGAAUACAAGAGACUGUUUCGCCAUAUCUUGUAGAUUUACAUUUAUAGGAUCUUAUAGAAACCAACUCACUGCCCUCUGUCCUUGUAGACAUUUUAUAAUUUCCUUUCAUAUCUCUCUACUUUGGAUUCAUAUCUUUCUACUUUGGAAUAAAAGGGACCAAAACACCUCUCUGUCUUUAUGUCCAUAACAUGUAACUUCUCUGUCAUUAUGUCCAUAACGUGUGUAAAUGUGGGCGUUAUUUGCAUGAUUAAUGUUGAUAUUUUCAAAUAACGUUCCAAAGGAAAAGAUUUUCACACAAUA
Branchiostoma belcheri (Belcher's lancelet) is the source of this 5888-nucleotide messenger RNA. RefSeq names its product neurogenic locus notch homolog protein 1-like. The record is from RefSeq and is a predicted model, not a curated record. Lineage: Eukaryota; Metazoa; Chordata; Leptocardii; Amphioxiformes; Branchiostomatidae. Gene Ontology annotation, biological process: establishment or maintenance of epithelial cell apical/basal polarity; heterophilic cell-cell adhesion. Bases 1 to 5496 code for a protein of 1831 amino acids. The transcript is spliced from 39 exons. Gene Ontology annotation, cellular component: plasma membrane; protein-containing complex. Gene Ontology annotation, molecular function: calcium ion binding.